Messenger RNA from Betta splendens (Siamese fighting fish), 1731 nucleotides. RefSeq names its product neuronal differentiation 1 (gene neurod1). Gene Ontology annotation, molecular function: protein dimerization activity. Bases 157 to 1206 code for a protein of 349 amino acids. Lineage: Eukaryota; Metazoa; Chordata; Actinopteri; Anabantiformes; Osphronemidae. The record is from RefSeq and is a predicted model, not a curated record. The transcript is spliced from 4 exons. Gene Ontology annotation, biological process: regulation of DNA-templated transcription; nervous system development.
UGUGUGCUGCGUAUAAAAGCAGCAUCCAACGCGCACACACCUCAGAAAUUUCAGAGCAGGUUGCGCACAAUCACGCACGGACACGCACAUAUACAGAGCGCGCGGGAUGUGUUGGAUCUAACGAACAGCGACUCAUUACAGCAGAGAAUCAGCAUCAUGACCAGGUCUGUGCGAGAGGAGCAGGUGUCAGUGGACUCGGAGGACCAGCAGGAGCUCUGCAGCCCCUCAGGAGGAGAGCUAGAGCGAGGGACAGGAGCAGGACUGGAGGAGGACGACGACCACCUACACCGGCUGGAGGAGGACGACGACGAAGACGAGGAGGACGAAGACGAGGAGGAGGAGGAGGAUGGGGAGAAUAAGCCCAAGAGACGAGGCCCGAAGAAGAAGAAGAUGACAAAGGCUCGAAUGCAGAGGUUCAAGAUCCGUCGGAUGAAGGCCAACGCCCGAGAGCGGAACCGCAUGCAUGGCCUGAACGACGCUCUGGAGAGUCUGCGCAAAGUGGUGCCCUGUUACUCCAAAACCCAGAAACUGUCCAAAAUCGAGACGCUCCGCCUCGCCAAGAACUACAUCUGGGCCCUGAGCGAGAUCCUGCGCUCCGGCAAGGCCCCCGACCUCAUGAGCUUCGUUCAGGCUCUGUGCAAAGGUCUGUCUCAGCCCACCACCAACCUGGUGGCCGGGUGCCUGCAGCUGAACCCUCGCACCUUCCUGCCGGAGCAGACGCCGGACCUCCCGGCCCACCUCCCCCCCGUCAGCGCCGCGGCCUACCCCGGACACUUCUCCUACCAGAGCCCCGGGCUGACGGCCGGCCUGCCCAGCCCGCCCUACGGCACCAUGGAGCCUUCCCACAUCUUCCACCAGGUCAAAGGUCAGCCCUACGGGCCCCUGGAGCCCUUUUUCGAUGGCGUGCUGGUGUCGGACGGCCCGGCGUUCGACCCGCCGCUCAGUCCGCCGCUCAGCAUCAACGGGAACUUCUCCUCGUCCUUCAAGCACGAGUCCGUCACAGCUGCCGAGUACGACAAGGGCUUCUCCUUCAGCGUGCACUACGGCGGAGGAGGACCCGGGGGACACGCGGCCAUGUACGGCGGCGGGGGGUCCAACCCGCGGUGCGGGGAGCUGCAGGUGGACGGGUUGAUGGGCUUUGACGGACACUCGCACCAUGAGCGGCUGAUGAACGCCCAGCUGAACGCCAUUUUCCACGACUCCUGAGGAAGAGGAAGACGAAGGACUCAGAGACUGAUGGAGACAGAGAGACAGACCCACCAUUCUGUAUCAUCCCUCUUGUCCCUUCUUUUCUUCUUUCUGUCUGCAUCAGGAUCUAGGACUUCUUCACUUUGGUCAUGAGGAAUGUUGACAAUGAUGUAAUCUUUGUAGCGCUUCAUCUUGCAGAGACGAUCUCUGAAUGUCUCAUUGUUAUACAUAUAUCACUUAAAAAUAAUCAAUAAUCAAUGAGCAAUAAUCUGGAGGAAACUAUGCAAUUUUGUUAAAACUGAGCACCGCUCAGCUGAUAAUUCCAAAUGUGGAAAGAAUAAAGAUUUCUCUAUUUUUGGUCAGUGUGUGAGGAGGUGUCGGGCCGGUGUUGAGCCGGCACUGCGUCAAAGUGUUCAUGUGGUUUUUACUUUUUGCUUUUUAUAAUGUUCCCGUAGCAUUCUGUUAACAUUUCAUGUGACUCUUGUUCAUAUUUUAUAAGAUAGAUGUUUAUAAAGGCCUUUUAUUAAAAGGAAUUUCAUGUGA